This is a messenger RNA of Notothenia coriiceps (black rockcod), 3203 nucleotides long. Its product is annotated as cytospin-A-like. Gene Ontology annotation, molecular function: protein binding. The transcript is spliced from 11 exons. The coding region runs from base 1 to 1737 and encodes 578 amino acids. The record is from RefSeq and is a predicted model, not a curated record. NCBI's taxonomy places the organism in Eukaryota, Metazoa, Chordata, Actinopteri, Perciformes, Nototheniidae.
AUGGGGGCCCCUGGUGACAGUUUCCACACUCCUCGGGCAUCUCCACUGAGUGAUGCUCCAGAUUUCAUCCCUGGUAUCCCCCAACUCCUCCCUGCUUCAUCUCAACCUUCCCCUGCAGCCCCAGUUUCAUCUCCACCUCCAAUCCCAGUCCUCACACCCAGUGGGAAGAAAGCACCAUCAUCAGGACCCCCUCCUGAUUGGAAGCCUCAUCCACCAGUCGGCUCUAACAGCUCUACCAUUGGCCCUGGAUUUAGCCCGCUGCACAACAAGUCAGGAAGUACUGUGGGUAGAGGACAAGCUGCUUUGGGGAGGAAUGGGGGUCCUCCUACUUCAACGACUCGCCCUCCAGUCUCGAAGACUGUUGCCAUCAGCCCCACAAAGAGCACCUCCUCUCAGUGUAGUGCCUCACCUGUGGGGGGUCUCUCCUCUAACUGGAGGGAAAGAGACAGUGGUCCCAGUCAGUCUUUACUGCCCGCUCAGGGGCCUGUGGACAGCCAGGGAGAGGAGCUAGAGAAGCUGCUGAGGGAGUGUAAGACGACACUGGGUAUCACUGCCAGUCAGGAGGGGGCCACAAACACUGCAGGGAUACUGAAUCAUCUACUGACAGAAGUGAAGAGUUUGAAGGGUACUUUACAGACGGAGCGCGGGGAAUGGCUGCAGUUCCAGGCAGACCUACAGGUGGCGGUGUCAGUGGCGGACCGUCUAAGAGCUGAGGCAGAAGAAGAGCUCACCGCGAUCCGAACAGCGCACAGAGAUGUGGAGAGGGAGCUGACCGCUUCCCAGCAGAGACUAAAGGAGGCUGAUGUGCAACUAGUCACCCUGAGAGGGGAGUUAAAGGAGAGCCAGCAGAGACAGGCCACUCUCGCCCGGGCUCCAUGUCAGGAAGCAGAGAGGCCCAAUGGACAACCAACCGACAGCUGUGAAAGCAAAGAAGGGACCCAGAGAGGCAGGGAGAAGGGGGCGUUCAGGUCGGGGUUGGAGAGUAGGAGUCAGAAUGAGAUGACAAAGAAUACUGUGAGCGAGGAGGCCAGGACAGACUCUAAAGGUGUGACUCAGCGUUACCUGAGAAAUGUGACCAAUGAGGACAGGUGUGGAGAGGAGGUGCGAACCAGCGAGACACGAAGGACGGUCACUACAGAGAGGUCAAGAAGCCUGUCCAGAUUACCGGCCCCCUCAGUAUCCCCCACCGGGCCGAAUGGAACCCUUCAGCCCAAUACUGCCUCAACGCUUGGACCUUCAAACAAGAACUCGGUGCAACCAAAAGGCAGAAGAAGUCUGGAUUGGCAAGACAGCAGGUCAAGCUCCGACACAGGAAGACGUGAGGAGUCUCUGAACAAAUACAACUCUGCCCUCACUGAGCUUCCUCCCACCAAAUCCCAGGAUGGUUUCAACAUGCUGCUGCGUCGCCAUGGAGGCUCGAAGAGAAACUCUCUGCUCCGCUGGUGUCAGAGUCGGACACAAGGUUAUAAGAAUAUCGACAUCACCAACUUCAGCAGCAGCUGGGCCGACGGUCUGGCCUUCUGUGCCGUGUACCACACCUACCUCCCCUCACACAUCCCCUACACCAGCCUCACUCCAGAGAACAAGAAGGAGAAUCUCAGUAUGGCAUUCAAAACAGGAGAGACGGUUGGGAUUGCACCAACCCUGAUGGUAGAGGAGAUGCUGAGAGGAGGCGGUCCUGACUGGCAAAGGGUCCUGAGCUACGUGGAGAGCAUCUACCGUCACUUUGAGAUGUGACCCUCGGAGAUACUGACAGACAACUCUAACACAGCGGAUCCUUAAGAACUCUUAAGAAGAUAUAAAAUAAUUUGUUUAUAACGAUGGCCCCCCCUGAAAACAUAACUUUUGUUGUGUUUCUGAAAUAAUUUUCUUAGCAAAAAAAGACAUUCAAAUCUACAGUUUGACAUCAAAAUACCUGACGAAAACCUGAUCUCACAAAAUAAGAAAAAUCUGCUUUUUUGCUGCUAUGACUUACAGUUCAUUUUGCUUGGUUUUCUGUCAAACGUUUUGAAAAUGUCCCACUGAAGUGGAGAGUAAUACCUUGUCACUUUUGUAAGCAAUCUUAUAUUAUUCAUAUACUUAAGCAGCUGAAAUUUCAAUACAUAAGUAUGAAGUCUCAAGAGUUCAGACACAGUACAAGUACUGUAGAUGUCUUAACUGAGAAGGAGGGGAAAGACUAAUAAAACACUUAUUUAUUACUAAUUGGGCCUCAUUGAACAACAUUCAACACUGAUUAAUGAAUGAAUAAUCAGUGUGGCUGAUUGUUUAUCAUUUGCCCCCAUUACACUUUGUAAAAGCAGGUGUUGUGCCAUGUGCAAUGAAUCGGUGAGAUGCCACUAAAAGACCUUUAGGAAGCAGUAGGUUGAAGAACUAAUAAUAUUAUCAUCAUAAUUACUGAAAAAUAAUCUUAAUUUGAUAAUUAAAUAUUCAUGUUUUUUAUGUUUUUCAAACUCAAAACGUAUGUUUCCUAACAAUUUGUGAACUGUGAGGACAAGAUAUUUUUAUCUUAUCUUGCCAAGAGUUAUCUUGACUGCCAAUUACAUUUCAUUUUCAUUAAGAGCAAAUAAAUCCCAGAAAUCAACUGGCACGAAUAAAACAAGAGUACAUUUUAUAGAAUUAUGAGGAAUUUAUUUGUACAAGUACAGUUGCUGUCAAUGUCUCCACACUGGUACUUCACUUCCCAAAAGUAGUGUAUCGCAUUGUGUACCUUCAUCAAAUCUGUAAGCAGUCUUAAAACUGCACACUUUUUAUCUGCCAAUGUUUUGUUUUGCCUCCUGUCUGUGAUGCUCUGCCAAGAUUCUUCUUUUAUUCUGGCACUCUGUAAAUAUGCACUUUUGUCAGCACCUUGUUGGUGUUUGAAUGUAAUAAUGUACAAUACAGAUGUUACGUAACUGCAUAACAGGUUCUAAAUAGAGCAUAAACAAAUACAAGCCUACACAGGCUUACGCAAACUUGCAACAUCACCUCGCAUCACACCUGAAGCCUCACAGAUGCACCCUCGUACUACACCGGGGCUAAGAAACUGAAGAGCUGGUGCUGUUUUGACAAGUUCAAAGCCGAGUUAUUUUUGCCAAAGUUGUACAUGUCUAAAAUAUUGGAAAGAAUACUACUUUUCUUGUGGAAAUGGAGCAUUGUAAAACAUGUUUAUAUGUAACUAGUGUGAAGAAUUACACCAAAGAAAUAAAAUGUUAAUAUGAAGCAAC